Molecule: messenger RNA, 549 nt
Organism: Drosophila takahashii
Lineage: Eukaryota; Metazoa; Arthropoda; Insecta; Diptera; Drosophilidae
Gene: Cp16
Product: Chorion protein 16
Biological process (GO): multicellular organism development
Cellular component (GO): egg chorion
Source: RefSeq, a predicted model, not a curated record
AAUUUGGACACACGCUCCGGUUAAUUAGUUUUCGAAACACCACCGUUCCUCGCACCACCACCGAAAAAAAAAAGAAUGUCCGUUACCCUGCGACUCGUUUGCCUGAUGGCCUGCUGCGUUGCCCUGGCCGUGGCGAAUCGCCCCCACUACGGCGGAUCCGGAUACGGUUCCAACUACGGAGAUGUGGUCAAGGCCGCCGAGACCGCCGAGGCCCAGGCUUCCGCCCUGACCAACGCCGCCGGUGCCGCUGCCUCCGCCGCCAAGUUGGACGGAGCCGAUUGGUAUGCCCUCAACCGAUAUGGUUGGGAGCAGGGCAGGCCGCUCCUGGCCAAGCCCUACGGUCCUCUGGACAAGCUCUACGCCGCCGCCCUGCCACCGCGCUCUUUCGUGGCCGAAAUCGAUCCAGUCUUCAAGAAGAGCCACUAUGGCGGAGCUUACGGCGAGAAGGCGAUUCUGAACACGGAAUCCAAAUUGGGUGUUGUGGCCAUCUAAGAGCUUGGAUUGUGUAGCUCCAAAAGUGUUAAUAAAUAGUGAUAGCUUAAAGCGAAA